Molecule: messenger RNA, 1247 nt
Organism: Glycine soja
Lineage: Eukaryota; Viridiplantae; Streptophyta; Magnoliopsida; Fabales; Fabaceae
Exons: 6
Coding region: 353-823 (156 amino acids)
Source: RefSeq, a predicted model, not a curated record
CACAGGAUUUAGGAUUAACACGGAAGAAGGAAAAACCAGCUGAGAUUAAAAAAAGCAUCAAAUGGCAUAUGAGAAUGCCAAAAGUUCUAAAAUCCUUAACAAACCCCCAGCAACGUGCACGUAAAUAAAACCCAUAAGUCAUAAGCCCCCUAAUCUUCACCUCAUCUCGAUUUGGGAAGCGAAAAAUCAUAAAACCAACUAAGAACAGAGCAAGUUUUGCUUCUGCGUCGUCCCCUGAUUCCGGCAAUUGUAUCCCGUGAGGUGUGACUUGUAAGCUGCUACAGUAAGAAAAGGAACAGAAGAAACCAGAAUUGUUAUAUUUUUUUGCCGAAGGAUUACCAGGAAAGCAAUCAUGGAUGUUGAUGCGCAGCCAACGAUGGAUGAAACAAUUUUGGUUGGUGAUGAUUUAAUGACGGGUCCUCCAUCACCUGUAGUACCACCAGAAAUAGCCUCCCAUGUACUCCAAGGUGUUGAUUUGUGUGAUGGAAUUCUCAGGAAUCUCUUUCUCUGCCUGCAAAUCAAUGACAUCGAACCAUUUUGUCAAGAUGAAAUUGCCUUAUAUAAACAAUGUGCUGAAAGAAGGGAUAAGGAGAUACGGAAGCGGCUUCAAGAUAGUGAAUUCAAAUUAGGUUCAUCAAUGCCUCUAGAUGAAGCCAAGGGGAGGGCAUCUCAGCUUGAAGCAGAAGUUACAUCAUUGGAGAGAUUGCAACUGCGGAUUCGUUUACCGUUGGAUCAGGCUGAUUUUUGGACAGCUGGUUCUACGCGCAUGAUACUUCAAAUUGUCCGGUUGGAUCGGGAAAAAGAUAUAUGUAGAGAGAGAUAAGUGUUUCGCAUUAUCUAUUAUAUAUUUUGGGGUUUUAGUGCACUUGUUGGAGGUUCUCUUAUAUCUUCAUUGAUUAUAGUGGAGUUAUUUCUUUGGUCUGGACGACCCCUGAUUUUUAGCCUUGCAUUUUUUCCUUAAUUUCUUUUUUGCGCUCUAUAUUUCAUUGGUACUCCUCGCAGGAUCUUGCAAGUUUAGGGAAAUUUAUUUCCGCUGCUUAUUACACUGUUAGAGUUUGUUAUUGUGUUGGCCUAAUUUCUCCCAUCAACAUGAUCGUCUUUUAUGACUAAACAUUUCAUUGCUUUUAUUUUGAGGAAGCUGCAGCAGCAUCUUGCUCUUCCUAAAGUAUUAUUGGACUUGUCCCCAAAACACGAGUGAUGCUAGAGAAGAAUAUUUGUUCUUAUUAUUUUAUCAUUUGGGCUUCAAA